AAGAAUUAAGAAAAAAUUUUAAAAAUUUCAGUGCCACAGGCGUGAAAGACACAAGUGUUAACGUCUCAAAACCGUACGUCGCAAUGUCAUUUUAUAAAAAUGAGUCGUAUGAUGAUUUACAAUUAUGUACUGUGUUUACUGAAAACGAAACAAAAUCGAUUAAUGGGAUAAACAUGGUUAACUACGAAGCCAGCACUUCAAGAAAUGUUUACGGAACCCUUAACGAGAGAAAUAAUGUGAAUUAUAAUGCAAGUACUUUGAAAAAUGAUAAUGAUUACUUGUCUAUUACAAAAUCAUCUCCUCCGUUAAUUUCAGGAUUAAAUAAAUUGCACAUACAUAUGAAAACGCUUAAUUCAAAUGCUAGCGACUUACAAUUAGAGGAAAUAAUGCAUCAAGUUAAUAAUGUUAAGGAAAGUGAAAGGAAUAAUAUAUUAUUUUCCAAUACUCAGGACAGCGAUGAUGAAUUUUGUAAGUUGAAAUUAAAAAGUGAAAAUAUUAAUCGAAUCCAUAUUUUCACNGAUUGUGCAAAAACUUCCACCGCAAAUAAAAUCGAAUCCAUAUUUUCAGGGAAUAUAUGUAUAUAUAGAAUAGAGAACAACAAUUCAUUUUCAAUUUUAGAAUUUAUUCAAAAAAACUCUACGGAUCUCAUAAACGUAUGGAAAAAUGCAAUAAUAUCACAUAAAGCUAUAAAAACUUCACUAGAUUUAGUAACUGUUUAUAAAAAAAUUAAUAUUAAUAAGGAUGAUGUAGAGAUACCUACAAUAACUCAAAAUCUAUCUAUCCCACUGAAACGUUUCUACGUUUGA
Daktulosphaira vitifoliae (grape phylloxera) is the source of this 806-nucleotide messenger RNA. RefSeq lists its product as uncharacterized. Bases 84 to 806 code for a protein of 240 amino acids. Lineage: Eukaryota; Metazoa; Arthropoda; Insecta; Hemiptera; Phylloxeridae. The transcript is spliced from 5 exons. The record is from RefSeq and is a predicted model, not a curated record.